Molecule: messenger RNA, 1879 nt
Organism: Brachypodium distachyon (stiff brome)
Lineage: Eukaryota; Viridiplantae; Streptophyta; Magnoliopsida; Poales; Poaceae
Exons: 3
Coding region: 663-1505 (280 amino acids)
Biological process (GO): endocytosis
Cellular component (GO): membrane; clathrin vesicle coat
Source: RefSeq, a predicted model, not a curated record
CUUCUUCCAGACGGGCAGAAAAGCUUGGGUACCGCGUCCAGCUCCUCUUCCUUUCUUCAUCUCCUCCUUGUCUUCUUUCGAGUCUAUGCAAGGGAUGGCGAGCAGGAGCUCCGUUAGCGAGCCUACGUAUCUGCUUGUAGGCUAGUCGUUGAGGAAUCCAGGUAUGUGCUCGCCGGCGAGUCCUAACGAUGCUCAGGCGCGUGGCCGCGCGUGCAAUAGCCUCAACCGAUUGUGCAUCAAAGUCAACCGAGUACGGGCGUGAGCCGUGGGAGCAGUUUCGUUCUGUGUUCCAAACUGCCUUGGUAUCCGAGAAAAACUGAUACGUCCGGUAGAAGAGGACGGAAGGAGUACGUUUUUUUAGAACAAAGGAAAUACUGGUAAAACAGGGCAACCCUGGAACAGAGAAACAUAGGAAGCGAAGGGGCAAAUCGUAAUUGUAGCAUUCUGAUUUCUGCACCUCCUCGCACCUUCCACCCUUCGAUCCCACGACUUCUCCUUUCUCCACCUUUCUUCCCAUCAAGAACCCCAAUCCAAAGCCCAACCCGAAAAAAUUCCAAUAAAUUCUCCUAAGCAUCUCAUUUUGUGUCAGAUCGAACCUGGUCUCGCAGCCAUUAUCUGUUCGAUCAUAGCAGUGGAGUAGAGCGUUGAGGAGGGGAGGGGCCAUGGCGUCGUCGGUCGAGGAGGAGGAGGCGUUCGAGCACACGCUACUGGUGGUGCGGGAGGUGUCGGUGUUCAAGAUCCCGCCGCGCUCCACCAGCGGCGGCUACAAGUGCGGCGAGUGGCUGCAGACGGACAAGAUCUGGACGGGCCGCCUCCGCGUGGUGUCGUGCGGCGACCGCUGCGAGAUCCGGCUGGAGGACCCGGGCUCCGGGGACCUCUUCGCCGCCUGCUUCGUGCUGCCCGGUCAGAGGGAGAGCGCCGUCGAGACCGUGCUCGACUCGUCACGCUACUUCGUGCUCCGCAUCGAGGACGGCAGGGGGAAGCACGCCUUCGUCGGCCUGGGCUUCAACGAGCGCAAUGAGGCCUUCGACUUCAACGUCGCGCUGUCGGAUCACGAGAAGUAUGUCAAGAGGGAGCAAGAUAAGGAGGCUGACGGCGAGGAAGCUGACGAAGGCCAGAUUGAUAUCCACCCUGCCGUCAAUCGCCGGCUCAAGGAAGGCGAAACAAUAAGGAUAAAUGUAAAAAACAAGCCAUCUACUGGAAGUGGCAUGCUUUCAUCUGCUGGUUUAUCUGGUGGGCCCACUGAAAAACCUAAGGCAAGCAUGCUCCUUGCACCACCACCAGGUGCAACUGGGAAGCUUCGAUCUCCUCUUCCACCUCCACCUAACGACUCAGCAUCUGCAAGAUUGAAUUCUGGACAUAAUGCUGGAACCAGGGCCCCGAAAGAACCUACCAAGAAAAACAGCGACCCUUUUUCAGAUAUUUCUGCUAUAGAGCGAAGCCUACCUUCAUCGACUGAAUUGGGACAAACAAAAGGCACAGGUGCUGGAUGGGCAGCAUUUUGACAACGGUUCUGCCAUCUGCUGUUGAUAAUCUGUGCUCUGGAAAAAGUAUGAAGACAACUGCGUCGCUGAAAAAGUACACACUGCUUCUACUUACUGGGAGUCUCUAUCCUUUGAAAUCACAUGGUGAAAAAUGACUGGUCUGCAUCCACUUGGCACUCAGAAAAUAAAUAUUCAGAAAGGUGCUGUUAUCCAUCAAACCACAUGGAUUCAGGGGGCUCUGAAAGUCUGAAUAGAAGUGUGGCUUUCUUUGUUUGUCAUAUUUGUGUUGUCAAAUUUCACAUACUGAUACCAGAAUCAUACUGACCCCAAUGUGUGUUUGUGGGCCAAAAGGUUCCAGAGUACUGUUUAUGCGGAAAGCUCGUUUUAUUCAAUCA